GUUGACUUGCGAAAAACUCAGAGGCGUAUCGAUAGUGCGCACGCAAGUAUUGUAGUUGUAAACUUCCUGUCAGUUUUAGAUCACAAGACAUGGCGAGCGACACUUGGUUGGCCGAAUAUGACGCCUGUGCAAGGCUUGGGCAGACCCUAAUGGAGAAUAUUACUGAGAGAAACAAACACAACAGAACUAGUUCACAAUAUACAAAAUUGUCUGCACAGAUUCGAGUGUCCAUGAAACAGUUUACACAGUCCCUGAACAAGUUGAAACAAUCUCUGAUCAGGGCAUCAUCCUCAUAUCAUAUAACACAGAGAGAAGUAGAGCGGCGACAAAUGAUGAUGGAUAAUUUAAUAACGAAGGAGAAACAGUUGGACCAGGCAUUUAAAAAUGAAAACUCAGAGUCAAGGUCCUCAUUGAUGGGGGCAGGGGCCAGUGGUUUUGGGGGUAGGGAUCCUUGGGGAGUGAGGGAUGAGCCUGAGGAGUUUGAAGGCUUUGACAACCAGGCCAUAGCCCAGCAACAGAAAACUAUCAUACAAGAACAAGACAAAGGAUUAGAUUCUCUCUCUAAAGUUAUUUCAAGGCAGAAACAGAUGGCAAUAGAUAUAGGAAAUGAAGUGGAUGGUCAAAAUGACUUGAUUGAUGACAUUGGGGACCACAUGGACCAGACCAAAGAACGACUCGUCAAAGAGACCAGGCACAUCAGGAUAGUGGACAGGAAAUCAGCCACCUGUGGAUACUGGGUAGCCAUUAUUCUGAUAUUCGUGGCAAUCAUCGUGAUACUAAUAGUGCCUUUCAAUGGAAAAGGAGUGUAGCAGAGAAUUACGAACUCAAAGUAAAAGUGAAAAUACAUUGUUAACCAGCCAUCUUCUGAGAACGGGGCAAUGUGGUGCAUUCAGAAACUGAUGGAUUGAAAAUGUUGAAAGUGCUUAAAAUUUGUGGAGUUAAAAUGUGAUAUGAGUGUAUAUUGUGUGCAAUUACAUAAUUUUAACAUUUAAGUAGAACUUUAUGUAAUUUUAACGUUUAAGUAGAACUGGAGUUAAAUUUAAACAGUUAGGUACAUAUUGUGCCCUAGAGAAAAUGUAGCUGAUAUGACACAGUGAGAAUAUCAGUAGAGGAUGCUGUGAAGAAAAUUGGAAAUGAGAACGAUUUUGAGAAAAGUUUUUUCAAUUGUCAUUUAGAUAACUACUUUGCUAUAUACUAGCAAUUAGUACAAAUAGAUUACUGUUUGUUAUGUUUCAUCCAAAUUGCAUCAGGUUUCUUUCUUCAAACACUGCAUCAUGAAGAGUAUUUAUGUAGACCAUUUUGUAUAUAAACUGAGUACAUUUAUAUAAUGUUUAAACCUCUAAUUAGUUUU
Messenger RNA from Magallana angulata, 1351 nucleotides. Its product is annotated as syntaxin-8-like. The transcript is spliced from 8 exons. Lineage: Eukaryota; Metazoa; Mollusca; Bivalvia; Ostreida; Ostreidae. Gene Ontology annotation, molecular function: SNAP receptor activity; SNARE binding. The coding region runs from base 90 to 809 and encodes 239 amino acids. The record is from RefSeq and is a predicted model, not a curated record. Gene Ontology annotation, cellular component: endomembrane system; SNARE complex. Gene Ontology annotation, biological process: vesicle fusion; intracellular protein transport.